Messenger RNA from Loxodonta africana (African savanna elephant), 2259 nucleotides. RefSeq names its product endosome associated trafficking regulator 1 (gene ENTR1). The record is from RefSeq and is a predicted model, not a curated record. The transcript has 10 exons. Gene Ontology annotation, cellular component: recycling endosome; midbody; early endosome. Gene Ontology annotation, biological process: positive regulation of cilium assembly; regulation of cytokinesis; positive regulation of protein localization to cilium. NCBI's taxonomy places the organism in Eukaryota, Metazoa, Chordata, Mammalia, Proboscidea, Elephantidae. The coding region runs from base 36 to 1346 and encodes 436 amino acids.
GGCUAGCGAGGUCCAGCCCCGCCGGGCCCGCGGGGAUGGCGGGCUACGCGCGCCGCCCGGGCGUCACCCCGCUGUCCCGAGCCCGAAGCCUCGUCAUUCCGGACGCUCCAGCGUUCUAUGAGCGCCGGUCUUGUCUCCCCCAGCUAGACUGUGAGCGCCCCCGUGGCGGGGACCUGGACUCCCACUUCUUCGGCAUUCGGCCGACGUUUAUGUGUUAUGUGCCCAGUCCGGUGCUAGCUUCCGUGGGAGACACAGAUUUUGGCUUUGGAAAGGGGACAGGCACUAAGGAAGGCCCACCAGGAGCCCACGAGACAUGCUAUGGAGAUGACAGACUCGAAGAGCCUGAAGAGGCGAACCCGUUCUCUUUUAAAGAGUUUCUGAAAACCAAGAAUCUCAGUCUGUCGAAAGAGGACACACCCAGCAGUAGGAUUUACUCCAAGGAGGCCGCGCGGCACUCUCUGGGACUCGAACGUAGCUCUUCAGGUGCCCAGACCAUGGGGUACGGCCUGGAGUACCCGCAGCCAUUCUUUGAGGACCCAACAGGGGCUGGCGACCUCCUGGAUGAGGAUGAGGACGAGGACGACACCUGGACCGGGGCCUACCUGCCGUCCACGGUGGAGCAGACGCACUCCCUGAGGGCUGCCAGCACAUCGCCCUGCAGCACCUACGCGUCCUUCUUCUCCAACCCAUCAGAGCUGGCAGGGCCCGAGUCUCUGCCCCCGUGGACUCUGAGCGAAACGGAUUCCCGAGCUUCUCCGGCGUCUCCGGCCGGUAGUCCCAACCCAGACUUUGCAGCCCACGGGGAGUCUCUGGGAGACCGGCACCUUCGGACGCUGCAGAUAAGUUACGAAGCACUGAAAGAUGAAAAUUCUAAGCUAAGAAGAAAGCUGAGUGAGGUUCAGAACUUCUCUGAAACUCAAACAGAAAUGGUGAGGACGCUUGAACGGAAACUGGAAGCAAAGAUGAUCAAGGAGGAGAGCGACUACCACGACCUGGAGUCCGUGGUCCAGCAGGUGGAGCAGAACCUUGAGCUGAUGACCAAACGGGCUGUGAAGGCAGAAAAUCACGUCCUGAAGCUGAAACAGGAAAUAAGUUUGCUCCAGGCUCAGGUCUCCAACUUCAAGCGCGAGAACGAAGCCCUGCGGUGCGGCCAGGGUGCCAGCCUGACCGUGGUGAAGCAGAACACCGACAUGGCCUUGCAGAAUCUCCGUGUUGUCAUGAGCAAUGCGCACACGUCCAUAAAGCAGCUGGUUUCUGGAGCUGAAACGUUGAACCUCGUUGCUGAAAUCCUUAAAUCUAUAGACAGAAUUUCUGAAAUUAAAGACGAGGAGGAGGAGGAGUCCUGAGAAGCACAGAAGCUUCCAGCUUAGCGUUCUGUGUACCUCCUGAAGUCACCGCGUGCUUUACCCAGAAAUGCGGUCGUGUUUCCGUGUGCAGUCUUCACCAGUAGUAAAGAUUUUUAUUACGAGACGCUCGUUUCAUGACCUGCAGCAGUAUUGUCGCCCGCAUGGCGGGGCCCGCUCAUGCAGCGAGGGUGCGUGUGCAAGGGGGCUGCCCCGCGGUUUACACAAGGCCUGCUGGUGAGCUGCACAGGGCUUACAGACUCCAACGCCCUAUUGGAGGGAUUUUUUUAUGUGAAAGCCAGUGAUUUUUUAAAAAUUACUAAACAUGAAAACAGCAGUACUGUAGCAGUGUGUUCCGUUCUCUCCCAGAACACUAGCUGUAAGACAUUUCACUCGGUUGACCUUGAUUAGUAAGUAGAGAAAACACUAAAUGACUCUGAUGGAGACGACAGGCAGGGGCCAGGGUUCGGGCCCCUUCAUGUCCCUCAGAAUGCCCUCUGACCUGACAGUCCCCCAUGAGUCACGCUCUGGCGCCUGCAGCUCUGGGCUGAAGGCCUCAGUACACACCGCUGUCACGUCUCCUGCAGGGGCUGUCCACGGAGACCCCAUGGCAAACUGUGAACCCGCUCUGUAGGCUUCCCUAUUUGACAUGCGUUGUGGGCCAGAAGUGUUGAGACACUUCACAUGGCAUUUUGUGCAGUGAAGUCAGAGUUUAAGAAUUUGACAGGAGUCCAGAGCCCUCUGGUUAGUGUGUGGUCUUUCAAGGUGCUUUUCCAACACAGGGAAGGGCUUGACAUGCACCAAUGCCUCUUUGGCUGGUCUAGAAAUACUACUUUUUAAAAAUGAGUUUCCUUUCUUUCUCCUGUUGGAAUGGAUAGCUUUUGUAUUUAAUAAACUCCAAAGUUCAUAACACUGG